AUGCCCCCUCACCGAGCUCUCCAGAUAGUCGAGGUUGUUCGUGAGAUUUGCCUCUAUUUCAAUGCUCCUGUGUCAUUCUUCAGGAAUGUCUUGAUGUGCCUCGCCCUCGUCAACAAAACCUUUUCGCAGAUCGCUCUCGACCUGCUUUGGGAGGAACUCGACGAUGUCGUAUACGCCUUCAGAUUGUUCACGGCGUUCGAAGGCAUCCCUGCGCGUAAACAUUUCGAGGCGUUUAGUGCUGGUGCAUAUAGCAGGGGCUCGCCCCUGCACUACGAAUGGAUUCGCUUCCGCUCAUAUGCGUUGCGAGUACGAACUCUUCGCUUAGAUUUUGGACUCUCUCCCACCCCCGGAGCUGCAGUGCUUGCACACCUAACACGUCUGAACCCCUACCGCACACUCUUGUUCCCAGGCCUGCGCUCUGUUAAUUGGAUUCGCAGUUCGAUCUUGGACUCCAGCAUUAAUGCAUCCCGAGUGCUGCAUGAUUGCUUCCGGAGCAAUAUCAUACGAUGCGAGGACGACAUUCAUCACAAGGUCUCACUACAGAUUAUAUCCUCCGUCACAGCCGCAUCGCUGCAGCGUAUAGCCAUCCACUACAUCUCGCACCCAUCCGCUUAUCCGCCAACUCUCUGGUCAUGCAAUCUCCGUUCCGUCAACCUCGAUUGUCCACAUGUGGGUGUCGAUAUCAUCAAUGCGCUCCGGAGCUUGGAGCGCCUAGAGACGCUCGAAUUGAUGGCGGAUCAUAUUACGGGUGAAGUCACGCAUUCUUUCGGCUUCUGCGCACUGCGGACCCUUUCUCUGGGCAGAAAUCUGCAGCUGGUUACGGAUAUAUUGCCCAGCGUCCAGUCACCAGUUCUUCACCAGUUCGAAACACAAGUUAACGAGGGCACCCUGGAGAAGUGGCAUGAAUGCUUGUCCAUCGUCUCCUCCCAAUUUUCGUCGUCGUUGCGUUCCAUCUCUAUCCACGUGUAUACAGGCGACUCCGAGAAUACGCAAAAUCUCAUAUUUGCAGAGCUCAUGGAGCCAAUCUACUCGAUACAUGGCCUUGAGGUCCUAAGCUUAGAAGUGUCUGGGUGCGACCGCCGGCACUUGAAGGAGCGUGACUUCUCGAGAAUGGCACGCUCCUGGUCCAACUUACGCACCUGCAACACUCUCUUCGACUCCAGAUGGGCAUGCGAUCCUCACAGCCCACCGGUCCUUCAUCCUCGUGUCAUGGCGGAGUUCUUGCAACUUUGUCCGAAACUAGAGACGCUAGUCGUGCCGAAGGUCGACAUGUCCCCGGAUGCUUUGACCACACUGCCGCCAUUCAAGUCCUCUGCCCUUUAUUGGCUUGAUUUCGGAUAUUGCAAAAGCACAGCCGUGCCACACCCAGAUUUCCUGGCACGUUACAUCGAUUCCAUGGCGCCGAAUCUGGACCUCGGCUAUAUGUUAGGAAGUAUAGUGAACGAUGAAUCGGUGGAAGAUGACGCUUCCUCCGGAGAAGGAGGUGACUCUGAUAACGAAGGCAGCGCGGACGCUGACGACGGGGAUGAUGCAGGCUCUGUUAGCGAGGAUGGCACUGGCGUCGAUGAUCAAGAGAACCCGCUCAAUAUCUUGUCGCGUCAUGAGGAUCCCCCUGAAUCGAAGGACGAGUACAGCUCUACUCCUGCUAGAAGCGCUGUGCCUACGUGGCAUGACACCAUACGUCUCAUGUAUGACAUACGACGUCAACGGUAUGUUCUCUUACGCUUCCUGGUCGUACGCAAUCUUAAACGAUUGCUCGUUGUUGUGCCGUGGUCGCUGGCCGAGAUGUAUACUGGCUGGUCAAUGCAUUCUGACUUCUGCUUUGUUGUGUACUUCACGGGAAUCGUCGAGGAUGCUGGGCAACAGCCCUUUAUUGUUUACGUUCGUAACAACACCUUGGGAGUUGUGCCUCAUGAAAGCUCUAUACCAUCACCUUCCAUCACCCGCCGGGUAUACUUGGGCAGGCCUAUCGCACUAGAUGACAAGUGUCGCGCCACUGGUGCCGUAAGUAAGACUGGAUAUCGCUGCAUCGUAUUCCAUAAACCCUGCGCCUCGAUGGCUAUUUUUGCCCUGCUCGCACACCGCCCGCAUCGAAAUAGCCCUUUUGUCGCACGAAUUGUUCCACAGUUUUCCCCCGGUACAGUACCCCUGCCAAUGAAAAGGCAUGUGUCCUGA
This is a messenger RNA of Postia placenta MAD-698-R-SB12, 2175 nucleotides long. RefSeq lists its product as hypothetical. The coding region runs from base 1 to 2175 and encodes 724 amino acids. The record is from RefSeq and is a predicted model, not a curated record. Lineage: Eukaryota; Fungi; Basidiomycota; Agaricomycetes; Polyporales; Adustoporiaceae. The transcript has 6 exons.